Messenger RNA from Oncorhynchus tshawytscha (Chinook salmon), 3236 nucleotides. Its product is annotated as cytoplasmic aconitate hydratase-like. NCBI's taxonomy places the organism in Eukaryota, Metazoa, Chordata, Actinopteri, Salmoniformes, Salmonidae. Gene Ontology annotation, molecular function: 4 iron, 4 sulfur cluster binding; aconitate hydratase activity; iron-responsive element binding. Gene Ontology annotation, biological process: tricarboxylic acid cycle; citrate metabolic process. The transcript has 2 exons. The coding region runs from base 385 to 636 and encodes 83 amino acids. The record is from RefSeq and is a predicted model, not a curated record. Gene Ontology annotation, cellular component: mitochondrion; cytosol.
GAAAGACAGGGUCCUGAAAAGGGGACGUUUCUUGUUUUGCUGAGUUUAGUUACAAAGUUGCUAAAGUUGUCCAUUUAUUAGAUUUUAACACGCAACCAUUUGCGUUAUACGCCUACCAAUCUACUCCAACCAACCACAUUUUUUCCCCCUUUGCCUUAUGUAACCUUCUGUCUUAUGUAUCUAAUACUAAUCUGUGUGUCCGCCGGAUUUACUUUACUAUGUUACAUCUAGUCUAUGAGAACAAGCUGAGAACAAGCCACCGUUUGUUAUGUGGAUGCCCACUGUUACCUGCCUGUCACCCUUCCCUCUGUUCCCCUCUCCCAGGGCAUCAAGGCUGUGCUGGCAGAGAGCUAUGAGAGGAUCCACCGCAGUAACCUGGUGGGCAUGGGGGUCAUCCCUCUGGAGUACCUGGCCGGGGACACGGCAGACACCCUGGGCCUGACGGGCCGAGUGUGUUACACCGUGGUCAUCCUAGAGCCACUCACACCCAGGGUGAUUGUUGACAUUAAGCUCGACACGGGCAAAACAUUCCAGGCGAGGAUGAGGUUCGACACAGACGUGGAGCUGACGUACUGCCACAACGGAGGCACCAUCAGGACCUACAAGGAGCGCACCAUCGGGACCAAGCCGCGCUGAAUACGCACAUCCUCCAUGGGGACGGAGAGACAGAAAGCCCUGACUCGCCCUCUGUUGGUUUGAGUUUACCAUUUGGUUUUCAUCAUGUUGUCUCCAUUGGUUUUAGUGCAUUAACCCGUAGAUGUUUAGCUAUAGGACUUCUUUGAUUAUGUAGUGCUGAGUGCUUAUUACUGUUGGUGAGUAGGGUUGCAAAAUUCCACAUCCAGUUCAUUCCCAGUUGUUCCUGGUCCUCCUGGUUAGUAGAUUCAGGAGGGAAUGAGCAGGAAAUGCAGGAAUUCUCCAACCGGGAUUUUUUGGGAAAGUUGAUGAAGGCCGAUAUUUUAGUCUUUUAACCUUGCUUAAAAAAAAAUCAUUGUUAAUGGUGAGCGCAUGUUGCACCUUUUUUCUUUCCUAUUUUGGGAAAGUUACCAGAAUUGUUCAACCCUAAUGGUGAGUUUGGCUACCCUAGUACUAGUGUAACAGGGGGCAAGUUAAUCAAAUCAAUCUAUCAAAUUAAUAUAAGUAAACCUCAUUACGUUUCUGACCUGAAGCCACAUUUAAUAUUUUCUUGAAGCACUAAUGGUUUUAUGGACCAAAUUGUUUCUGUCUAUCAAAUUGGAAUGAAGGCCUACUUUGAGAUUUCGCACUUGUUUGUGACCUCGUCACUCUGAUAUGGAUAAAAUGUGUAUUUUGUCUGCUACAAGGCCAUAGCAGGGCUAGUGGCUACCUCCUAAUAGUCUUAGUGCUGUCCCCUUCCCGUUCUCCUUUCCAUAACUGGAGAGGCCAGGGGGAAUUCCUGGUACAUAUCCACCAUAUUGCUUUCGCCUAUUAUGUAUUCAUAGUGAUUGCACAAUGAUUUAUAUCAACUGUUAUGUUAUGGGCAGGUUGGCGUUUAUUGGGAUGAGUCUUGUCCAUUAGGCAGAACUGAGCGAUUUCCACUAGAUGGGCCAGCUGCAAAGUCAAAAUUGCCUAUAUUGUAACAUUUAUGAAAGAAAAACAUUACUUAACAUUACCUGAAAGAAAAACAUUACCUUCUUAAUUUCAAGAUUAGGGUUAGCAGUGUGGUUAGGCUUAAAAUAAAAUGUUAUGACGUGACCAGUGCAGAGCUACCUCCAGAUCAAGAUUCAUGAUGAAAAAUGCAAACCUGCAUGAUAUGGCUCAGGGGCAGAGUAGACUACGUUUGUCAAAUUGUUGAACUUCUACUUUACUCAAAUGCAGCAUUGUUGUGUUGAAAUAAUUUAGCAUUAUUAGCAUACUAUUAUUAGCCUAUUCUUGAAAAAUAACUAAUAAAGCAGUAAAAUAAAGAUUAACCUGAUAGAUUUCUGGAAUAAUAUACGUUUAUAAAAUAAUUGCAUACAAAUCAUUACAUUUUAAAUGGAAUGUGAAAUUAAAAUAAAUUCUGUACAGUAACUGGCUAAAAUGUUGCAACUGUCACAAUGUAAUUUGAGAAAGCAACUGAGUGAUCCCACAACUGCAUGCUGUCUCGAAGGCAGCUGAUGCCUUUCUGUAUUUGUGUAUUUGAGUUUCUGUGGCAUAAUGUGAACUGUAGAGUUGGCACCAUAUACACUCAGUGGCCAGUAUUAAGUGCGCCCAUCUAGUACUGGGUCGGACGUCCGUUUGCAUCCAGAACGGCUCAAAUUCUUUGGGAUCUGGAAACGUUGCUCAAUACGUUGCUCCUCACGCCAGGAAAACAUUCCUGACACCAUUACAGCACCACCACCAGCCUGUACCGUUGACACCAGGAUGGGGUCAUGGACGCCAAAAUCCUGACUAUGCCAUCAGCAUGACACAGGCAAUGUUUUUCCACUCAAUGUUUUUCCGUUAUCUGCCAGUUUGUGGCACGCCUGUUAGCUUGCACAAUUCUUGCCAUUCUCCCUCGACCUCUCUUCAACGAGCUGCUUUCUGAGAUACUGGAGCUAAUAUACCACGCUCAAAGUUGCUUAGGUCACUAGUUUCCCCCCACUCGAACGUUCAAUCUAACUGUGACUGACUGCCUCGAUGCCUGUCUGCCUGCUCUAUAUAGAAAGCCACGGCCACGUGACUCACUGUCUGUAGGCGCAAAGCAUUUUAGUGAACAGGAUGGCAUACCUAAUAAACUGGCCAUUGAGUGUAGUGUCAGUGAUGAGAGUAACCUGAAUCUCACGUUGUUAGUCAUAAAAUAUUACAUUUUGUUAAUACAGAAAUACUAUAGUCCACAAACCCAGUUAUGACUGAUUUCAGACAAGACAGUGUUACUACCAUCAAGGACCGUACAUUUGAAUACAACCUUGAGACGGUGAAAUCAAAUAAUACUUGAAAUGUACACGUUGAGAGGUAUGCAUUACUCACAAUACAAUUUGUUAUACACAGAUAUUAAAUAUUACACAGAUGACCAGUGGAGCAGUUACAGCACUCAACAAUAAUAAUAGUAAUAAGUAUAGCUGUUACACACGUGAACAGUCCGGUACAUGUUAAAGCUACUCAACAUUAAGAAUGGUAAGGAAUCCAGUGUCAUUGGAGCGAACGAUCCCUUUAAACUACAGUAGCUGGGAAAAGCGUGAGCUUCAGCGGUGCAUGUGUGACAUGUUUGCGACUGAUGUGAUGCAGUACUUCCGUUUCAUUAAAGCUGACCUCUUCAUCUA